AUGGGUUCUCUUCCUCAUGUAGUAGAAGAUUGCUUAGGCAUCGUUCAAGUUUACAGUGACGGAUCCAUUUUCCGAUUAAGCGAUGACCAAAUCAACUUCCAUAACAUUACCGUCAAAGACGAUGGAUCAGUCGUAUGGAAAGACAUCAUUUAUAACGAUCGAAACAAAGAUGGAAAAGAGAAUCUAUAUCUCCGUCUUUACAAGCCAAUUACAUCAAAAUGCAUCACAAACAAACAACAGCUACCAAUCAUUUACUUCUUUCACGGUGGAGGUUUCUGUGUAGGUUCACGUACGUGGCCUAAUUGCCAUAACUGUUGCCUACGUCUCUCAUCUGAGCUCGAAGCACUUGUUAUCGCUCCUGACUAUAGGCUGGCACCUGAGUAUCGCCUUCCUGCAGCCAUGGAUGACGCGUUUGCAUCCAUUAAGUGGCUGCAGCAUCAGGCGUUGUCAAAUAAGAUUACUUAUGAUGCCGAUGAUGAUUCAUGGAUAAAUCAUGAUUAUGAUAGGGUUUAUGUGAUUGGAGACUCGUCUGGUGGGAACAUCGCGCAUCAUUUGGCGUUGAGGUUUGGUGUUGGUUCGCCUGACCUUGCACCGGUUAGAGUACGUGGUUAUGUUCUAAUGGCACCAUUUUUUGGAGGAAGUCUAAGGACUAAGUCUGAAGAAGAGGGACCUGAUGAACCUUUUUUGAAUAUGCAAAUUCUUGACAGGUACGUAUACCUAAUACAUAUACUCCUUAAUCCUUAA
Molecule: messenger RNA, 744 nt
Organism: Solanum stenotomum
Lineage: Eukaryota; Viridiplantae; Streptophyta; Magnoliopsida; Solanales; Solanaceae
Product: probable carboxylesterase 15
Exons: 1
Coding region: 1-744 (247 amino acids)
Molecular function (GO): hydrolase activity
Source: RefSeq, a predicted model, not a curated record